Messenger RNA from Halichondria panicea, 530 nucleotides. Its product is annotated as histone H3. The record is from RefSeq and is a predicted model, not a curated record. Gene Ontology annotation, molecular function: protein heterodimerization activity; structural constituent of chromatin; DNA binding. Gene Ontology annotation, cellular component: nucleosome. The coding region runs from base 71 to 481 and encodes 136 amino acids. The transcript has a single exon. Lineage: Eukaryota; Metazoa; Porifera; Demospongiae; Suberitida; Halichondriidae.
CAACAAGGAGGAAUCAUUCAUCUCAUCUUUUCAAGUUUAAUUCUCUCUCUCUCGAAUACGCAAAGAAGCAAUGGCUCGUACCAAGCAGACUGCAAGAAAGUCCACUGGAGGAAAGGCUCCAAGGAAGCAACUGGCUACCAAAGCUGCUCGCAAGAGUGCCCCAGCUACUGGUGGAGUGAAGAAGCCUCAUCGUUACAGGCCCGGAACUGUCGCUCUCCGUGAGAUUAGACGUUACCAGAAGUCUACCGAGCUCCUCAUCAGGAAACUACCCUUCCAGAGGCUUGUCCGUGAGAUUGCCCAAGAUUUCAAGACCGACCUGAGGUUCCAGAGCUCUGCUGUGGCUGCUCUUCAGGAAGCAUCUGAGGCUUACCUGGUUGGACUGUUUGAGGACACCAACCUGUGUGCCAUCCAUGCCAAGCGUGUCACCAUCAUGCCCAAGGAUAUCCAGCUGGCCAGGAGAAUCCGCGGCGAGAGGGCCUAGAUCUUCACCAUUUGAACUCUCAAACAAACGGCUUUUCUAAAAGCCACCA